Messenger RNA from Lathyrus sativus (Indian pea), 330 nucleotides. Lineage: Eukaryota; Viridiplantae; Streptophyta; Magnoliopsida; Fabales; Fabaceae. The record is from the annotation of a GenBank genome assembly.
AUGAUUGAUCAGACUACACUUGGACACCGAUUUCUGAAAGAGGAGUUUGGCGUGACUCCUAGAAUCGGUUGGCAAAUUGAUCCCUUUGGCCAUUCGGCUGUGCAGGCUUACUUAUUGGGAGCUGAAGUUGGUUUUGAUUCACUUUUCUUUGGUAGGAUAGAUUAUCAGGAUAGAACUAAACGCAAAAAAGAGAAGAGUCUCGAGGUUAUCUGGCAGGGUAGCAAGAGCCUUGGCUCUUCUGCUCAGAUCUUUGCCGGUGCAUUCCCUAAGAACUAUGAGCCUCCUUCUGGAUUUUACUUUGAAGUUAAUGAUGAUCCCGAUGAAGGAUAA